UCCACCCGAAAGCAUUAUUCGGGCCGCGUCCUACUGCUGUAUCCUUGCACGGAUCGUUCAUUAUCAACGCAAUCAACCCUCAACGACACCCACCCAAAAUUCUACCUCUUCGGACCUGGUAAUCUGUACCGGUGAACCGCGUGGACUCCUGUGGUGACGCCAGCGCAGAAGUCGAGUGCGCUCCCUUCAGAUCGACGGUUGCACUGCGACCGUUUUUUAGGGAGGCCACGAGAUCCAAUGUCGUCGUCACUGCUGCUGCCACUGCUCUUCAUAGGCUGUUCGUCGUUCUACGGUCAGUGUGCUACCAUAUCGAUCACUCCAGGAGGCACCGCUUUUCAGGAUGCUCUCGAUGUGGUCAACCCUGGUGACGUCAUCGAGCUCUCGAACGGAGACUACUGGGAAGAUCUCAAGACACGAACCGAUGGAACGGCUGACAUGCCCAUCACCAUCCGCGGCGCUGGAGGGACGGGCGACAAAGAAAACGUCGUUCUGCGCGGCGCUGGCACUAGCACCAGGGUAUUAGAAAUCAAGCACGACUACUACAUCGUCGAGGACUUCACGGUAAACGGACAUGCGGAAGGUGAUCCAGACCGUGAUGCGGAUUCCGAUUCUGCCCAAGAUAUGUGGCGCGACGUACUCAUCUACGCCGUCGCCAACCGGGAGCCCACCGAAAGGGCUGGGGGCUAUAUUUCUGCGAUAGACGGUCUUGUGAUUCGCAACAUGGCGGUUACCAACGCCGGUGGCGAGUGCAUCCGCUUGCGCGACCACGUGACGAACGCCGAGGUGUAUAGCAACCACAUCACCGACUGCGGAAUCUACGACUUCAGGGAGGACGGCGACGGCAAGAACGGGGAAGGUGUAUAUGUCGGAACCUCGAGCAAGCAGUGGGACAGUGAUAAAAAUUGGGAUGACGUACCAGACGUGUGCAUGGGCAACAUCAUCCGUGGCAACUACAUCAGGACUAGGGGUAAUGAAGGUAUUGACGUUAAAGAAGGAACCGUUGACACCCUGAUCGAGUACAACGAGGUGUACAUGCAAUACGACGACGACUCCGGAGGCAUCGGAAGCCGUGGUGACCGGAGCAUCAUUCGCUACAACCACAUUGAAGACACGGACGGCGCGGGUGUCCGUCUAGGAGGCCACACCGUCGACGGCAUCGAGUACGGAAAAAAUAACCAGGUAUACGGAAAUACCAUGGUCGACUGCCGGCAUUCCGCCGUAAAGGUCAUGGUCGACCCCCAGGGUCAGAUCUGCAACAACGACGUCACACUUCCUGAUUACGUUGACGAGGACGACUACAAAUACUCCGGAGGAAACUUCUACUACGACCCGUUGAAACCCUGUGACUCUUCGCCCACGCCGGAGCUCGGGCCAACCCCUACACCGGUGACCCUAUCACCGGAGGUAACACCCGAGCCAACGACCGAGUCACCAACGAUCGAGGCGCCAACGCCUGAGCCAACGCCCGAGCUAACGCCCGAACCAACGCCUGAGGCCACCCCUGAAACCCUUCCAAACGGAAUGGCAACGUUACAAUAA
Messenger RNA from Ectocarpus sp. CCAP 1310/34, 1539 nucleotides. The record is from the annotation of a GenBank genome assembly. NCBI's taxonomy places the organism in Eukaryota, Phaeophyceae, Ectocarpales, Ectocarpaceae.